AUGGCAUCAACCCGUUCCCUCACCUCUUCCCGUCCACCAACAACCACCCCCCAACCACCUCCUCCACCCCCAGCACCUGCAAUUGGGCAACUAAAGACACCACAAGAUCAAGCCGUCCAGGCGGUCUCUUCCGCACUCGGAGAGCUAGGGAGCAGGUUGGGAGCUCUAUCAGGGUUUGGGAGACAGGAACCGGCUGGUGCGCCGGGGCAGGAGAAGAAGCCCGAGGAAGGAGAGAAAGAGAAGGGAGAACAGGAUUAUAACCCCUACACUGGGGCACCUCUUCGCAAGCUUGUGCCCCUCCAGUCUCCGGUGACUUCCCCCUCCUCCUCGGGGUUAGCGUCUCCCUCUAGCGAACCGGGAAAGAACGCGGAGCCAUCGUUGUCCCAGCAGUUGUGGGCUCACCUUGCGCUUGUGAGGAAGCUCCAAGCCGAGCUCGCACAGCAGCAUAUCGAGAUGGAGAACGUUACUGGGAGAUGGAGUGGGGAGGGUCUGGGUCUGGGAGAGAAAGGAGAGAAGGUCGAUAAGGUGGUGGAUUUGGGUGCUAGGGGUGCGGCGAAGAAUAUGGGCGAUGAGAAGGAAAAGGAGAAGGAGAGGGAGAAAGAAAAGGAGAAGGAGAGAGAGAGAGAGAGAGAGGAGAGGGGAAAACAGAGGCAAGAGGCAGUGAAGGCCAUUAUGAGCAAGCUGGACGAGCUUUCAAGGGCUGUAACGGCCUAUCACGGGACAGUGACCCCAUCGCUCGACCUCACGCCUCUCAACGCAGGUCGGCAACGUUCCCAAACGCUUUCCCACGCAAUCACACACGCUGACGGUGCAUUAUCCGACACCGCGCUGUCAGAAAUUGGGAGUAGCCCACCCCGAAGAGCAGGGGAUGAUAACAUGCUCGGGUUUAGGGGUAUGACGAUGACCCGGAGAGAAGGGACGAACGGGAGGAUGGUGAGUGACGAGUUUGGGGAGAGUCCUGCUGUUGGAUAUGGGUUCGAUUCUGCAUAG
Dacryopinax primogenitus is the source of this 990-nucleotide messenger RNA. RefSeq lists its product as uncharacterized. The record is from RefSeq and is a predicted model, not a curated record. Bases 1 to 990 code for a protein of 329 amino acids. Lineage: Eukaryota; Fungi; Basidiomycota; Dacrymycetes; Dacrymycetales; Dacrymycetaceae. The transcript has 2 exons.